Molecule: messenger RNA, 6793 nt
Organism: Rhinolophus ferrumequinum (greater horseshoe bat)
Lineage: Eukaryota; Metazoa; Chordata; Mammalia; Chiroptera; Rhinolophidae
Gene: KDM2A
Product: lysine demethylase 2A
Exons: 21
Coding region: 385-3873 (1162 amino acids)
Biological process (GO): regulation of transcription by RNA polymerase II; protein demethylation
Molecular function (GO): transcription coregulator activity; zinc ion binding; histone demethylase activity
Source: RefSeq, a predicted model, not a curated record
GGCCCGGGGCUCGGGCUCAGGCUGCUGACCGCUGGCCCGGGGGAGGCGGGGGCGCCCCGGGCUCGGCGCCGAGGGGUCGCGCUCCCCUCUCCUGACGCCUCCGACUCCCGUCUCCAAAGCCAGAAGAGGAGCUUUGAUUCAGCAACUGUUUCCUCUCUUUUCCGGGUCGCUCUGACCCUCUCUGGAUACUGGGUUGAUCCACGGAAAAAACCGAAGACGACGUUUGGGAUUUAAUUUUUCCUCUCAGUUUUUGGAAUCUUUUACUUCUCACUUGGACAAGAACUCACGAGCAAAAUCCCCGUGUUGCAAUCUGGUUCCUAAGGAGGAAGAGGAAGGCAGCCCUGGAGUGGUUUCUUUACAGUAAUUUCAACAGAAGAGUGAGAGAUGGAACCCGAAGAAGAAAGGAUUCGUUACAGCCAGAGAUUGCGUGGUACCAUGCGUCGACGCUAUGAAGAUGACGGCAUUUCAGAUGAUGAAAUUGAAGGGAAAAGAACUUUUGACUUGGAAGAGAAACUCCACACCAACAAAUAUAAUGCAAAUUUUGUUACUUUUAUGGAGGGAAAAGAUUUUAAUGUAGAGUAUAUCCAGCGAGGUGGUUUAAGAGACCCUCUGAUUUUCAAGAAUUCCGAUGGACUUGGAAUAAAGAUGCCAGAUCCAGACUUCACUGUGAAUGAUGUCAAAAUGUGUGUGGGGAGUCGUCGCAUGGUGGAUGUCAUGGAUGUGAACACACAGAAAGGCAUUGAAAUGACCAUGGCUCAGUGGACGCGCUACUAUGAGACCCCGGAGGAGGAGCGUGAAAAACUCUAUAAUGUCAUCAGCCUGGAGUUCAGCCACACCAGGCUAGAGAACAUGGUGCAGAGGCCCUCCACGGUGGAUUUCAUUGACUGGGUAGACAACAUGUGGCCGAGACAUUUGAAGGAAAGUCAGACUGAAUCAACAAACGCCAUCUUGGAGAUGCAGUACCCUAAAGUGCAGAAGUACUGUCUAAUGAGUGUUCGAGGCUGCUAUACUGACUUCCAUGUGGACUUUGGUGGUACCUCUGUUUGGUAUCACAUCCAUCAAGGGGGAAAGGUCUUCUGGCUCAUCCCCCCUACAGCCCACAACCUGGAGCUGUACGAGAAUUGGCUGCUGUCAGGGAAACAGGGAGACAUCUUUCUGGGUGACCGGGUGUCAGAUUGCCAGCGCAUUGAGCUCAAGCAGGGCUAUACCUUCGUCAUUCCCUCAGGCUGGAUUCAUGCUGUGUAUACUCCUACAGACACGUUAGUGUUUGGAGGCAAUUUUUUGCAUAGCUUCAAUAUCCCCAUGCAGUUAAAAAUAUACAACAUUGAAGAUCGGACACGGGUUCCAAAUAAGUUUCGCUAUCCAUUCUACUAUGAGAUGUGUUGGUACGUGUUGGAGCGCUAUGUGUACUGCAUAACCAACCGCUCCCACCUAACUAAGGAGUUCCAGAAAGAGUCCCUCAGCAUGGAUUUGGAGUUAAAUGGGUUGGAAUCCGGAAAUGGGGAUGAGGAAGCAGUGGAUCGAGAACCCCGGCGCUUGAGCAACAGGCGUUCCAUCCUCACUAGCCCUGUAGCCAAUGGGGUCAACCUGGAUUAUGAUGGGCUGGGCAAAACCUGCCGAAGUCUUCCAGGUCUGAAGAAAAGCUUGUCUGGAGACUCAUCAUCUGACUCUAGCCGGGGCUCCCACAAUGGCCAAGUGUGGGAUUCCCAGUGUAGCCCCCAAAAGGACAGGCAGGUGCAUCUGACCCAUUUUGAGCUCGAAGGCCUUCGCUGCCUUGUAGAUAAGUUGGAGUCUCUGCCACUACACAAGAAAUGUGUCCCUACAGGGAUAGAAGACGAAGACGCUCUCAUUGCUGACGUAAAGAUUUUGCUGGAAGAGCUUGCCAACAGCGAUCCCAAGUUAGCCCUCACUGGAGUCCCUAUAGUACAGUGGCCAAAAAGGGAUAAGCUUAAAUUCCCCAGCCGGCCAAAGGUGCGGGUUCCCACCAUACCCAUCACAAAGCCUCACACUAUGAAACCAGCUCCACGGUUAACACCUGUGAGGCCAGCUGCUGCCUCCCCCAUAGUGUCAGGAGCCAGGCGGAGAAGAGUCCGAUGUCGAAAAUGCAAAGCCUGCGUGCAAGGAGAGUGUGGUGUUUGCCACUACUGCAGGGACAUGAAGAAGUUCGGGGGCCCUGGUCGCAUGAAGCAGUCCUGUGUCCUCCGGCAGUGCUUGGCACCCAGACUGCCUCACUCUGUCACGUGUUCCCUCUGUGGAGAAGUGGAUCAAAAUGAGGAGACACAGGACUUUGAGAAGAAACUCAUGGAAUGCUGUAUCUGCAAUGAGAUUGUUCAUCCUGGAUGCCUCCAGAUGGAUGGAGAGGGCUUGCUUAACGAGGAAUUGCCAAAUUGCUGGGAGUGUCCAAAGUGCUACCAGGAGGACAGCUCAGAGAAAGCCCAGAAGCGGAAGAUGGAAGAGAGUGAUGAAGAAGCCGUACAAGCCAAAGUCCUGCGGCCCCUGCGGAGCUGCGACGAGCCCCUCACGCCCCCGCCUCACUCACCCACUUCCAUGCUCCAGCUCAUCCAUGACCCGGUCUCCCCCCGGGGUAUGGUGACUCGGUCAUCCCCUGGGGCUGGCCCCAGCGACCACCACAGUGCCAGCCGCGAUGAGCGCUUCAAACGGCGGCAGUUGCUGCGGCUGCAGGCCACAGAGCGCACCAUGGUACGGGAAAAGGAGAACAAUCCCAGCGGCAAAAAGGAGCUGUCUGAAGUUGAGAAAGCCAAGAUCCGGGGAUCGUACCUCACUGUCACGCUGCAGAGGCCCACCAAAGAGCUCCACGGGACAUCCAUUGUGCCCAAGCUGCAGGCCAUCACGGCCUCCUCUGCCAACCUUCGCCAUUCCCCCCGCGUGCUAGUGCAGCACUGCCCAGCCCGAACCCCCCAGCGUGGGGAUGAGGAGGGGCUGGGGGGAGAGGAGGAGGAAGAGGAGGAGGAGGAGGAGGAAGAUGACAGUGCAGAGGAGGGGGGUGCGGCCAGGCUGAAUGGCCGGGGCAGUUGGGCUCAGGAUGGAGACGAAAGCUGGAUGCAGCGGGAGGUCUGGAUGUCUGUCUUCCGCUACCUCAGCCGCAGAGAACUUUGUGAAUGUAUGCGAGUGUGCAAGACGUGGUAUAAAUGGUGCUGCGACAAGAGACUUUGGACAAAAAUUGACUUGAGUAGGUGUAAGGCUAUUGUACCGCAGGCUCUCAGCGGCAUCAUCAAGAGGCAGCCAGUCAGCCUCGACCUCAGUUGGACCAACGUCUCCAAGAAACAGCUGACAUGGCUCGUCAAUAGGCUGCCAGGACUGAAAGACCUCCUCCUCGCAGGUUGUUCCUGGUCUGCAGUCUCUGCCCUCAGCACCUCCAGCUGCCCCCUUCUCAGGACCCUUGACCUUCGGUGGGCGGUAGGAAUCAAGGACCCUCAAAUUCGGGACUUGCUGACUCCACCGGCUGACAAACCGGGUCAGGACAAUCGCAGCAAGCUCCGGAACAUGACCGACUUCCGGCUGGCAGGCCUUGACAUCACAGAUGCCACGCUUCGCCUCAUCAUUCGCCACAUGCCCCUCCUGUCUCGACUUGACCUCAGUCACUGCAGCCACCUGACAGAUCAGUCCUCCAAUCUGCUUACCGCUGUCGGGUCUUCCACUCGUUACUCCCUCACGGAACUCAACAUGGCAGGUUGCAAUAAAUUGACAGACCAGACCCUGAUCUACCUGCGGCGCAUCGCCAAUGUCACCUUGAUCGACCUGCGAGGAUGCAAGCAGAUCACUCGGAAAGCCUGCGAGCACUUCAUCUCAGACUUGUCCAUCAACAGUCUCUACUGCCUGUCUGACGAGAAGCUAAUACAGAAGAUCAGCUAAGACACACCCGGGCCAGGCUGAACAGGAAACUCAUCUUCCCCUGACUCCCCAGCCAGGAGAGCCUCUCUUCCCGACCCUGCACGGGCUCUGAGGCCAAUGACACACUCCCUCUCUGCUCUCCUGUCCCUUGAGCCCUUCCCCCACAGGCGGGGCAGAGAGGUGGUGGAUGCCAGGCUUACCUGCCUGCUCCUCUCCCUCCGGAGGAGAAGGGAGUAGCAGCCAGAGGGGAAAGCACAGGCUGUGUGCUGUCAAGGUGCCUGCUCGCUCGCUCGCCCGCCCGCCCGCCCGCCCGCCAGGAGGCCAGGCUCUCAGUUUGGGUUGUCUGCGCAGCUGUCAUCUGCGCUGGGCCCUGGGGCCCUCCCCCCGAUCCAUGGUCCCCGCAGUGCCUGGUUCUGAGCAAACUCCCAGGGAAGAAAGUGGCCCUGUCUCGGUGGCCAGGUUCUCCUUGUGGUGUCCAGUGCGUGUCUCUCCUCUGUCACUCUCCCGGCUCACGCAGGAGGGGCCAGCAGCCCUAGCAAUGCCAGACCCGUGCCGAUCACACCGGUGCUGUUGAGGUGUCGGAACCCUCGUCCACGUCCGUGCUCCCUCCUCUCCUCCCUUUAGCUCGAUCCGAUGCUCGUGGUCAUUCACAUAAUGAGGUUACCCCACCCCAGACUUGCCCGCUAGUCUCCAUGAGGUCCUUGUUGCACUUACUGGGGUUGAAGCUCUUCAGAGGAGCUGGAACUGUAUCCCAGGGACACCCCCAUUGUAUUGCUUCCUAAGCAGAUUCUGAGACAGGCACCAUCUCCUGUCCCCGGCCCCCAUCAGCCCCCCACUGCCCUGCCCCCAUGUCUCUAUUCCUGCCUGAAGAGGGCUUUCCCGUGAGGUGUGUCCUCAGAAGGAGCAGCCUGUCUUUCCCCAGCUGGGGAAACAGAGACCUGGGCCAAGUCCCCACCUGCCUCCCAGCAGGCAACAGGCCUCCGGUGUAGUGUGGCCCCCAGAGCCCAGAACCAGGUCCAGCCCCAGCGGCUCCCUGAUGUGGCCCCUUUGGGGGGUGAGGGAGAGUUCCUGCUUAGAAGCCAGUCACCUGCCCUCUACCUGCAGCUGUGGAAGGGGGUGUGCAUGUGCCUCUGUGUGUGUGGCUGAGUGUAGUACGCGUGCGUGUAGGUGUGUGUGGAGGGAGGGAGGGGAGCGUGGUGCCUCCCACUCCACCGCCCUGUGUCAAGCCCCAUCAGCUGCCCCCUUUUACUUUGCAUUGAACGGCCUGUCCAAAGAUCCUCUCUCUAGGGCAGCAGAGAGCUUUUUGCACUUUAAAAAAAAAAAAAGAAAGGUCGGAAUUUCUUUUGGGUCAGUAGUGAAGUGUGUGAGGAGAUGCUCGGUCGCAAGAGCUUAUAAGUGGUCGACGCCGAUUUGCACUCUGCGCCCCUCGGGAAGGACAGUGAUAGCACAACCUUGCCCCACUUCUUGUCCUGCAGCCCGUUCCUCCCGCCCUGCCCCCUUUCCUGCAGCCCGCUCUCAGCUCUCCUCCUCCUGAAGCCCCACGGGGGGUGGCAAGGAGCCCAGACACCCCGAGGAGAGACGCCAACCGCACCCUUGCCACUUCCAAAGCAAUAGAGGCAGAGGGGCCCCCUCUUGGCUACCUAGCCCAGCUUUGACCCUGGCAUUGACUGGCCUCCUAAGCAGACUGGGUCUUGGUAGGAGGGGGUGACAUUAUGUCUGUUUCUUCCAAUCUGCUGAUUCUCUUGGCUGCACCUUCAAAGCAGCAGUCUGUUCCCGUGACCCUCUGCCCCUUGCGUUGGUCUCCAGGCCCCAGCCACCUGGGGCGGACACUUGGAGAAAAUGCCAGUGACUUAUUCCAGAGUGCCUCAGUUAGGGGACUUCUCUGUAAAGAACCCUGGGUAUUGAGCAAAAACCUUAUUAAUAUUACUGUCAGUGACCUAUAAUUGGAAGCUUCCUGCCUUUUUUUGGUUGCUCCUGUGGAAAAUACUGAAAAGAUUGUUUUGUUUUGUUGUCUUUUUAUAAAAGGGGAGGUGGAGAGACCCCUUCAGAGCAGGGAUUGUGCCGGGAGAGUGCCUCUGACUUUGGGACAUUUCAUCCACAGAAAUUUCCAAGCUGAUGGUUUGUUGUGGGUUUUGGUUUUUAUUUUUGUUUCUUUGUUUUUGGUUUGGAAAAACAAGCAUUUUUACCGUGCACGGAAUUGGUCAGCAGGAAAGGGAGCCCAGGAGUGGUGGCAGAUGGACCUAUGCCCUUGCUGGGCUUUCCUUUUCUCUGGGACUGUGAUGGGGAAAAUGGUUUUCAGAGGUGAGGGUUGGUCCAUGUGGAGGAAAGAAAUGUCUCUGGGGACAGAGGAACCCCGGAGUUCCAUCGCAUUUCCUGCAAUCUGCUCUUUAGAUACAGCCUUGCCAGGAGAGCCUGCCCUCAGACCACAGGACCAGACACCCUGCCUCCAUCUUUCCAAGCACCGGGGCGAAAAACCACAAAGGAAAGGAAGAAAAUUUAUAUAUAUAUAUAUAUAUAUAAUAUAAAAUCACUUGGUGAUUAAAAAAAAAAUAACUGCUCCAUAAAUAAAACUCCUAAAGUCACUAUGUUUAAAGGGUUUGGUUGUGUUUUUUGGGUUUUUUUGGUUUUUUGGUUUUGUUUUUUUUUGUUUGUUUUUGUUUUGUUUUGGAGAAAUAUUGUAAAUAUAUAUUUUUUGUUGCUGAUUUAGUCAAUCUCCAAUGUUGUGCUAAGAAAUUUAAAUUAAAUGUAAGCAUUAAGGGGCAAGUCACGCUCUCUCAGCUGACACAUUAGGGUCACUUUGGGCCAGGGAAGGAGGGAAGCUAGACGGACUUUUGUUUCCUAAACAUUCUCCACUAUUGGUUUUAGAAAGAGCAAGAACAUCUUUCCUCUCACAUGGGAAUGGGAGAUAUUUGUGUAAUAAAAUUUUUAAAAGACAAAAAAA